Penicillium riverlandense is the source of this 252-nucleotide messenger RNA. RefSeq lists its product as uncharacterized. The record is from RefSeq and is a predicted model, not a curated record. The transcript has 2 exons. The coding region runs from base 1 to 252 and encodes 83 amino acids. NCBI's taxonomy places the organism in Eukaryota, Fungi, Ascomycota, Eurotiomycetes, Eurotiales, Aspergillaceae.
AUGAAAUGGGGCCAGGUGGAGGAAAUCGUCAUGAAUGUGUCUCAGGGAAAAUUCGAUGAUAUGGAUAUCGCUGCUAGUCGAGACACAUCCACCAGCCAGGCGAGGUCGAUUCCGAACCCCGUUCCCCUCUCAACCACCAUGUCCAUCCCUCAUAAUAACAUCACAUACAUGGGUAUUCAUAACAACAAGACUCGCGCCGCACAAAAGCUGAGCAAGACAUCCAGCAGGAGCCAGCCUGCGCUGUUGAGUUGA